AUGGGUCCUUUCAGUCAUACCAUAGAUCCGGAUGGCGACUUGAUUAUUAUAUUGCGCAGUGCGAACUCGCCUUUUGCGCUGGCCGUUGGAGAGAAAGGUCCCAGUAUUCCCGACAAGGCAGCCAACAAUGAGGGUGUUACUGAUAAGAAUGAUAUUGACGAAGCGAAUGCCGAAGAGCAAGCGAUGAGAAGAGAUGAAAUCCGCUUUAUUGUCUCCGGGAAGCAUAUGAUAUUUGCCUCCCGUUUUUUCAAGAAGGCGCUCACCGGAGUGUGGAAGGAAGGCGUUGCAUUUCUACAAAAAGACUCGGUCGAAAUCAUGGCUGAGGGCUGGGAUCCUGAAGCUCUCUUGAUCGUUAUCCGUGCGAUUCAUUGUCAAUUCACCCAAAUACCCCGAAAGGUAACCCUGGAGAUGCUCGCUAAGAUUGCAGUCAUAGCGGACUAUUACGAUUGUAGAGAUGUUCUCUAUCUGAUGAAAGAUAUAUGGAUCGGUUCUCUGAAUGAAAAACUCACGACACCCUAUCCACGAGAACUCAUACUCUGGGUGUGGGUUUCUUGGUUCUUUCAGCUCCCUGCCCACUUCACGGAAUCCACCUUGGCCGCUAUAUUACGCACUAUUGGCCCAAUUAAUGGUCGGGGUCUUCCGAUCCCGGAUCGUGUCAUCAGAUCUAUAAACAAAACUCGAGAGGAGGCUAUCAAAAAUGUACUACAACUUCUCCACAAGACACGCGAGGCAUUCCUGAAUGAGGACAAAGGCUGUGGAUAUGAGUGCAGAUCAAUCAUGAACGGAGCCCUCGCUAUGCAAAUCCGAUCAAGCCCCCACCUUUCAACCAUGCCGAAGGCUCCUUUUCGAUGGCUGAGCUACGAGAUCCUUAAAGAGAAUGUCUUGUCAUUCAAAUCACCGCGAUGGUUCGAACUGCAGAUAUCGCGGGGUGCCGGCAGUUACCGCCAUGGUUGUCCUGACUCAUGUUUCGACUCCUUGUUCGCCGUAUUGAACGACCCUAUAAAGGGUCUGAAUAUAGGCGAAUUUGGUAUCACCUGA
Penicillium chermesinum is the source of this 1038-nucleotide messenger RNA. RefSeq lists its product as uncharacterized. The transcript is spliced from 2 exons. NCBI's taxonomy places the organism in Eukaryota, Fungi, Ascomycota, Eurotiomycetes, Eurotiales, Aspergillaceae. The coding region runs from base 1 to 1038 and encodes 345 amino acids. The record is from RefSeq and is a predicted model, not a curated record.